Molecule: messenger RNA, 1689 nt
Organism: Macrobrachium nipponense
Lineage: Eukaryota; Metazoa; Arthropoda; Malacostraca; Decapoda; Palaemonidae
Product: retinitis pigmentosa 1-like 1 protein
Exons: 2
Coding region: 1-1689 (562 amino acids)
Source: RefSeq, a predicted model, not a curated record
AUGUCUCUCAUAAAACUAAUGGCUAAACUUCUCUCUUGCCUGCUGAUGCUGCUGAAUCCCCCCGAACUUACUGAACUUCCGCUACAGCCCAGGCCACCCUCUUGCGAGAAUGUGGAGCGUGAAACUGUAUCAUUGCUGGAGUUUGAGAGAGCAGAGGAUGAUGCUACAAAUGCUGAAAAGGAUGAGGAGAUGACAGGGCUCACUGAGAACAUGAUGAAAGACAGUGGCCAACACGACGAUAAUCUUGAAAACACUGAGCCUAGCAUUCCGUUCCAAGACAGUGUUGAAACAAGUAUUCUCAGUGGACACAUGGUAGAAACCGGCACCCCAUUGUUUACAGUAGAAGAAAGUGGAGAAGGUGAUGAUUCCGAUAAGAAUGUGGAAGGAACAGAAAGUGAUGAGGCAGCAAAAGAAGACAAUCCAGAGAUCAUGAAUACAGAGGAUGUUUAUGCACCCGCAGCAGAAGAAAAUGCAGAGGCUGUCACUGCAGAAGAAUUAAGCAAUGAGGCAACUGCAGAAGAUGAAAGUGCAGAGGCUGUGACAGCAGAAGAAGACAACAAGGAUGUACCUGCCACAGAAGAAAGUCCAGAGGAUGUACAUAUAGAAGAAGAAGGAAAAGAUGCACCCACGGCAGAAGGAAAUGUAGAGGCUGUAUCUGCAGAAGAAGAAACAGAAGAAAGUGCGGAGGCUGCGACUACAGAUGAAGAAAGUAAUGAUGCACCUGCAGCAGAAGAAAGUGCGGAGGCUGUGACCACUGAAGAAGAAAGCACUGAUGCACCUGCAGCAGAAGAAAGUGCGGAGGCUGCGACUACUGAAGAAGAAAGCAAUGAUGCACCUGCAGCAGAAGAAAGUGCGGAGGCUGCGACUACUGAAGAAGAAAGCAAUGAUGCACCUGCAGCAGAAGAAAGUGAGGAGGCUGCGACUGCAGAAGAAGAAAGCAAUGAUGCACCUGCAGCAGAAGAAAGUGAGGAGGCUGCGACUGCAGAAGAAGAAAGCAAUGAUGCGCCUGCAGCAGAAGAAAGUGCGGAGGCUGCGACUACAGAAGAAGAAAGCAAUGAUGUACCUGCAGCAGAAGAAAGUGCAGAGGCUGCGACUACAGAAGAAGAAAGCAAUGAUGCACCAGCAGCAGAAGAAAGUGCGGAGACUGCGACUACUGUAGAAGAAAGCAAUGAUGCACCUGCAGCAGAAGAAAGUGCAGAGGCUGCGACUACAGAAGAAGAAAGCAAUGAUGCACCUGCAGCAGAAGAAAGUGCAGAGGCUGCGACUGCAGAAGAAGAAAGCAAUGAUGCACCUGCAGCAGAAGAAAGUGCAGUGGCUGCGACUACAGAAGAAGAAAGCAAUGAUGCACCUGCAGCAGAAGAAAGUGAGGAGGCUGUGACUACUGAAGAAGAAAGCAAUGAUGCAACUACAGAGGAAGAAAGUGCAGAGGCUGCGACUGCAGAAGAAGAAAGCAAUGAUGCACCUGCAGCAGAGGAAAGUGCGGAGGCUGCUACUGCAGAAGAUGGAAGCAAUGAUGCACCUGCAGCAGAAGAAAGUGCAGAGAUUGCCGCUACAGAAGAAGAAAGCAUUGAUGCAAAUGCGGCAGAGGAAAGUGCAGAGGCUGCGACUGCAGAAGAAGAAAGCAAUGAUGCACCUGCAGCAGAAGAAAGUGCAGAGGCUGCGACUGCAGAAGAAGAAGGAAAGCAAUGA